Leucoraja erinaceus (little skate) is the source of this 2196-nucleotide messenger RNA. RefSeq names its product gamma-aminobutyric acid receptor subunit alpha-6-like. Gene Ontology annotation, biological process: gamma-aminobutyric acid signaling pathway; regulation of postsynaptic membrane potential; synaptic transmission, GABAergic. NCBI's taxonomy places the organism in Eukaryota, Metazoa, Chordata, Chondrichthyes, Rajiformes, Rajidae. The coding region runs from base 324 to 2000 and encodes 558 amino acids. Gene Ontology annotation, cellular component: GABA-A receptor complex; postsynapse; neuron projection. The record is from RefSeq and is a predicted model, not a curated record. Gene Ontology annotation, molecular function: GABA-gated chloride ion channel activity; GABA-A receptor activity; benzodiazepine receptor activity. The transcript is spliced from 9 exons.
CUACUCACCGCCACCUCCAUCCCCUGACAUGCAGCAGGUAGUAGAAGUGGUGGCGCGGAAUAGUUUGUGCUGAGACCGCUGUCACAUUUAAGAUGCAUUUGAUUCAUCGCGGCAUAGCUGCCAAAAAGGCAAAGACCUGGGCAAGUGGAUGGUGCUGAUACGAGAGCAAGUGUCCUUCAGUGCCGGCUGGCAGGCGGGACGGGGGACACUCUAUAAUCACGAGUGUGUGUGUGCGUGUGUGUCUUUUCACGGCUGCGAUCUCUCGCCAGGACAAGGCAAUUGGCGACGGGAACUGGGAGAAACAUAAAGAAUGGCAUGCAAAGAUGGUUUCUGCCAAGCAGACUGUGAUCAAGAUGUUCUCUAGAUACUCCACUCUGUUGUACUUUAUCUGUGUGACAACGUGGAUAGGACAGACCGCUGGAGAGAUCAAAAAGGAUGAGAAAUUGUAUCCAGAAAAUUUUACUCGGAUCCUGGACAGUCUCUUGGAUGGUUAUGACAACAGACUGCGCCCUGGAUUUGGUGGAGCUGUUACAGAAGUCAAAACAGAUAUCUACGUUACAAGCUUUGGGCCCGUGUCUGAUGUUGAGAUGGAGUAUACAAUGGAUGUAUUUUUCCGCCAAACGUGGGUCGACAACAGGCUGAAGUAUGACGGCCCCACUAAAAUACUUCGUCUCAAUAACUUGAUGGUCACCAAAGUCUGGACGCCAGAUACCUUCUUUCGGAACGGGAAGAAAUCAAUUUCCCACAACAUGACAGCUCCAAACAAACUGUUCCGUAUCAUGCAGAAUGGCACGAUUCUAUACACUAUGAGGCUCACUAUAAAUGCAGAGUGCCCUAUGAAGCUGGUUGAUUUCCCCAUGGAUGGUCAUGCUUGUCCGCUUAAAUUUGGAAGCUAUGCUUAUCCUAGGAGUGAGAUGAUAUACACUUGGACAAAAGGACCUGACGAAUCGGUGGAGGUACCUAAAGAGUCAUCUAGCCUGGUUCAAUAUGAUCUUGUGGGGCAAACAGUUUCUAGUGGAAUUAUCAAAUCCAUUACAGGAGAAUACGUGGUGAUGGCAGUCUACUUUCACUUGAGAAGAAAAAUGGGUUAUUUUAUGAUCCAGACAUACAUACCCUGCAUUAUGACGGUCAUUCUCUCUCAAGUGUCUUUUUGGAUUAAUAAGGAAUCAGUUCCAGCACGAACAGUGUUUGGUAUAACAACAGUUCUAACCAUGACAACACUGAGCAUCAGUGCCCGACACUCCUUGCCAAAGGUUUCAUAUGCCACAGCCAUGGACUGGUUCAUUGCAGUUUGCUUUGCCUUUGUGUUCUCUGCUCUGAUUGAAUUUGCAGCCGUCAACUACUUCACCAACAUACAAGCUGAGAAAGCCCAAAAAAGGGCAGGCAAGCAUUCAGGCCUAUCUCCACCUUCCCUGAUAAAAACAGUCUCUGUCUCAGAGAAUGCUCUUCAGCAACCCGAUUCAAAUGGCAAUUUAAGGAAAAGAAUGAACUUCUUGGCUCAAUCAGACAUUCUGAGCAGUAAGCGAGAUUACCUGGGGAAUGAUAGCAUGAACGUGAAACUGAAACCUACUAUAAUUGGACAGGUACCGCUGUCAUGUAUUCCACCUUCCUCUUCUAUGCCAAGUCCCAGUAUAUUUAGAGCCACCCAUACAUCCCCUACUCUACUUUCAAUGAGAAGCACUCCACCACCACCUCCUUGUACCCCUACAAUCGUUUCAAUGAGACCAACUCCUGUUCAUCGCCAAUGUGGAGCAACACUUGAACAGAGCCUGCCUGCGUCAAGAGUAUUUGGAUCAGUCCCAAAGCAUUCGCCACCCACCACCACCAUCCCCACCACUGUGGCUGCCCCAGCCCCUCCUCCAGCUGCAAGUGCUGGAACCAGCAAAAUUGACAAGUAUGCUCGUAUACUUUUUCCAGUAACAUUUGGUGCAUUUAACAUGGUUUAUUGGGUGGUCUACCUCUCAAAAGACACCAUGGAGAAAGCAGAAAAUGACUUGUAAUUUUACAGCUACAUAACAAAAUGUUGGAAAAGUUCAUUAUCCAUAAAAUAAUGCAGGGGUUUCAUUUAAGGCUCAUUAGUCUGAUGUAUGAACAAAAAAGUUCUCAGUACUGCUUGGUUUUAAAUGAACAGUGUUCUGUCUCUCUCUCUCUCUCUCUCUCUCUCUCUCUCUCUCUCUCUCUCUCCCUCUCCCUCUC